Colias croceus (clouded yellow) is the source of this 2161-nucleotide messenger RNA. RefSeq lists its product as uncharacterized. Bases 228 to 962 code for a protein of 244 amino acids. Gene Ontology annotation, molecular function: protein serine/threonine phosphatase inhibitor activity. NCBI's taxonomy places the organism in Eukaryota, Metazoa, Arthropoda, Insecta, Lepidoptera, Pieridae. The record is from RefSeq and is a predicted model, not a curated record. The transcript has 4 exons.
AGGUCAGCUUCGUGCCUCUUUGUAGAUUUCCAAGUAGCGUAUAAUUUAUUUUGUUUAAACUUUUUGUCUAAGCAUCAAAAGUAACAUGUAUUACGCAGUAGAAUUAGAGUAUAUUGUAUUUUAGUCAAUACCUAGUGCACUAGCAGUGUUACAUAAACAGUAGAGUGAUAUUAGUGUCGGCAAUUCAUGCAUAUAGGAUAACAACACGAAUCACGAUACGUCAGUGAAUGAAUGUUGGCUGUAAGAUAAUGGAUGUGGAUACACCUAACAUAUUGAAACGGUGUAGCAGUGCGCCUCUAAUCAAUGAGACUGCAUCGACGGCAGCUACAUCGCCUACGACGACAACUGCGCCCAGGAGUACUUCUUUCUUCGGCAUGUUCUCCAACAGCAGUCUGCCACGGACACGAAGUAACAGCAUCAGCUGCAGUCCACUCUCAGCCGCCAUUAAUAUACCUGUGCUGCAAGCGGCGUGCGGGCGCCGCUUGACCCCGCGCGUGAACCAGCUGCGCGCGGAGGAGUGCGCGGACGUGAGCAACACGCGCGAGCUGGCGCACGAGCGCGAGGUGCACAGCGCCAUGGCGAUGGGCCAGUCGUGCGAGGACCUCACGCUCGUGGCCGGCCUGGCCAACUCGCCCACACGGGUGCCCAGGUUCGCGACAGUGGUAUCCCCAUCCCCCCCGCGCAAGUUCACAACGCGGCGGAGUCUCUCCCCCAACCCGCUGCGAGCGUCCAGCUUCAGCCCGAUCAGCCGACCCAACGUGCUGGUCGGCAAGCGGCGAUGCGAUGACGCGGAAAUGUCACUCUCCAAACGCAUGUGCACAGACAGACGGACACCAACCACCCCCGGAACGCCAGACUCAGACUCCCUAGAAUGCACCUUCCGACCCGUCUCCCCCAGACCGCAACCGAUGAACGAGUCCGACUCGCCAGACACUCAGAACCACAAAGCGAAUCCCAGCUAAUAGAUACAGGGGAAGAUACUGGUGUUGCCUUCUUCGGCCUGGUGCGGUACGCUUACACGUUUCGGUCUGGCAUCUGGUUGGUCUGGUGAACUGGUCCGACUGUUGAUGCAUUCGCUAACGGUCUGGUUAAAAGGAGUUGUAGGUGUUUUAUCAGCCAAUUUGUUGUGCUUGAAGUUAAGUAUAUUUUGAAGUGACUUCUACGACUUUUCGUCAGAAUUACAAAUAUAAAACAAAUUUUCUUCUAACUCGACGUCGUAUUUCAUUCGUUAAAUUGGGAAUUAUAAAUGAUUUCAGAAGAAAUGUUUAAUAUACGAUGUAUAUUCAAGACUAUAACGUACGAGUAAUAUAAAAUAUUGAUUGAUUGAUAUGAAUUAUAUAAAAAUUUGGCCCCGGCUUCAAGCUUAGACAUCAGGCAAGUUGGACGGUAAAAUGGAUUCUGGCUUAAAUGUACAAUCAAAAGCCAGUAAGGGUAGAGAAACUCAUACACAACCCCUAUUUUGAACGUUUAGUUCCUAAUAACGUUGUAGCAAAUGGACGCGAGUGCCCUUUUUUAGCCAAAGCAUCAAACUUUAAUGUAAAUAUAUUAAGAACGCUGUAUAUAGCUGUAGGUCUAAGGAAUAUAGCCAUUAUAUUAUUAUUAGUUAGGGAGUCUUAAAACUCCAUUCAUCCCGCCUUUUCAUUUAUUGUAGAGAAAUUUUGGCGCGCUUUUACCUUGAGUAACGUCAGUUGUUUUUUUUUUUCGUACAUUGCCAGUUUUUAUUGGCAGCUGUUUUCAAUAUAUUUUAGAACAUAUUCCCACUUUUUUAAGGAGAUAUGUAUGACAUUUGAUUCAGAAAUUAAUAACGUAUAAAAAGUAGUAUUUCCGAUGGCAAUUUUUAUUAUUUUCAUACAAUUAUUAAUUACGAUAUAGUCUUAAUACUUGAGGUAACAUUAGAGCGCCAAUGUAAUGUAAUAAUAUGUAAUAUUUGUAAUCAAUUCUGUUAGUAAAAUAAUUAUUUUUGUUUGGUUUGUUUUGUUGUGUUCAUUAUUCACUUGGAAUAAAUAUUGUUUUGAUUGUACCAUAUUGGUAAAUUCUAUUGAAUGUUGAUAUAUAAAAAUUAAAAACAAAAAUUUAUGUAUUUUCAUCAAUUUACAAAUUUAAAUGACUGAGGCUUGGUUGGUAGUGGCCCUGCCUUCCAAGCCAGAGGUCGUAUGUUCGA